AUGAUUUCACAAAUUACAAAAGAUUUGAUGGAAAAAACAGGACUCAACUUUGAUGAAUUCGGUCAAAUUCGAGUAAUAGAUUCUCAACUAACCACUAAUUCCGAAGAUCUAAAAAACUUGUGUUCUGAAUUCACUGAUGAAAACAACAGACAAAGGAAGACGAUUGCAAGAAGUCAAGAAACAGAAGAAGAAAAAUUAACAGAAAAGAAAACGACAGACAAAGGAGGACGAUUGCAAGAAGUCAAGAAACAGAAGAAAGAAAAAUUAACAGAAAAGAAAACGACAGACAAAGGAGGACGAUUGCAAGAAGUCAAGAAACAGAAGAAAGAAAAAUUAACAGAAAAGAAAACGACAGACAAAGGAGGACGAUUGCAAGAAGUCAAGAAACAGAAGAAAGAAAAAUUAACAGAAAAGAAAACGACAGACAAAGGAGGACGAUUGCAAUCAAGAAACAGAAGAAAGAAAAAUUAA
Messenger RNA from Octopus sinensis (East Asian common octopus), 471 nucleotides. RefSeq names its product nucleolar protein 58-like. Lineage: Eukaryota; Metazoa; Mollusca; Cephalopoda; Octopoda; Octopodidae. The coding region runs from base 1 to 471 and encodes 156 amino acids. The transcript has 2 exons. The record is from RefSeq and is a predicted model, not a curated record.